AAGCAGAUCCAAGUUUACAAGACCUUUUUGAUAAAUUAGUAAAGACGUUGGUUCUUGAUAACAGAUCUGCAUAUAAUAAAAUUAAGAUAAUUGUGAGCUUAUUUUAUAUUAUAGCUGGAAUGCAAAAUAAGUUUGUUAAUGAUUUAAAAUUAGAAGUUGGAUUAUAUUUAUCAGCAUCAGAAGCAACACAUAAUGCAAUUGAUACAAUGAAUAGUGUUGGAUUUUCUGCUUGUUAUAUAAUAGUUGAUAAUUUAAAUAUAAACUUAUAA
Funneliformis caledonium is the source of this 269-nucleotide messenger RNA. Lineage: Eukaryota; Fungi; Glomeromycota; Glomeromycetes; Glomerales; Glomeraceae. The record is from the annotation of a GenBank genome assembly.